AAGGAGCCCGGUGCCUUUAUCAGAAACCACCACGAUAAACUGACGGAAGCCUAGUACGCCGAGCUUCAUCAAGCAGGUUCAGUUUCUGGGGCAGCAGGCAGAUAUGUCUCCGUGUCAGCCGGGCAGACGUUGCCUCCUUCUGGGGAUUGUCCUCAUCUCUGUUGCUACAAGUCAAGGCCACGGCAACGUCCACAACUCAAACGGCAGUGACGACAUCGGUGACAUUGUUGGCAACAUCUCACACAGUGCUGUCCCCCCAAACACAGUUCCGUCUUACAGAGAUUCAGUACUUGCAUUUCUUACCGGAGGGAAGAGUCGCGGACAGAAGCAGGUCCUUCAGCUGUUCCAGAAGAACCCUCUUCUAAGCGUGGAACUCAUGCAGGCUUUUUCGAAUUUGGAGAACAUUUCGGGGGAGAUGAUUUCUGAUCAGCUGACAGCAUCAGUUGGGAAUAAUCAAGGGCAGGUUGGAACUCAGUGUAUGGCAGACAUAAUGGAAUAUUGGUUAGCUCUGAAGAACAAGACACUGUGGGCAUUGCAAAUGGCUGAUGCGACAGGGAGACCUGGUCCGGGGCUUCUGAGGGGCAACCUCCAGCUGUAUGGCAACUUUGAUGAAUGUCUUGAAGUCAGGGGUGUGGUUGACGGUAACGACGGUAACACCACCGAAGGCAACCAUUGCCUGGCAUUCAUUACGCUGCCAAGCAUCGUCACAGACAUGGUCAAGGAUCCCAUCACUGGGCUGUUGGGAGUCACAACUCCCAGUUUCCAGUGGCACAUGUGUGUUCCAAAGUCAUGCAGUGAGCAGGAUGUAAAGCAAGCCCUCAACUUACUACCUCUCCAGGAUCUCAACAUGACUGUGCUUACCCUUAACUGUCGACACGACAAGGACCUCGGCAACGACAUCAGUGGCAUCGUCGGGGUUGUCAUAUUAUCUGUGUUCGUUCUCGUGGCCGUCAUUGGUACUCUAUACGACGUCAUCACGGCAGCAAAGAGAGACACACAAGAGGACGACAACAUCGACAGAUACGUGAACCACUCUGCCACCGUUGAUGGUUCUGUUUCCAACCACGACAGCGAACUCUCCAUAGAUCAGAAGAGUAGCAGUAAGGUUGAUAGACAGAGCCUUUAUGAUACGAGAGAGUCAAGAAAAGUCUUUGGCAAGCCGAAAGAGAGCAUUGGAAGGAAGCUUCUUCUCGCUUUCUCCAUCCCGAGGAAUACUGAGAAGCUACUGAGUGCCAAAACUAGUGCAUCUGACCUGUCGUGUCUCCACGGAGUGAGGGUGCUCAGCAUGGGCUGGGUAAUCCUUGGACACACUGUGCUGAUCUGUUUAAGUGCUGCUGCCAAUCCUGUGGAUGGCUUCAAGGAUCUCAGCAGCUUCACGAUGCAGGCGGUGACCAAUGGCACCCUCUCAGUAGACACGUUCUUUGUGAUGAGUGGUUGUUUGGUGGCGUUGUUAUUUCUGAGAGAGAAAGAGAAAAUCGGCAAAUUAACUGUGCGUCAGAUGGUGCUGUACUACGUUCACAGAUUCUUGCGGCUUACCCCUCUGUACAUGAUGGUGAUAAUGUUCUAUGUGUGCGUGAGUGGUUACUUCAACGAUGGGCCAGGGGUAACUCCCCUGCUGGACCGGGAGAACUGUAGGCGAAACUGGUGGGUCAAUCUACUCUACAUCAACAAUGUCUACAGAUCCUCGUCGGCUGAACUGUGUCUAGGUCAGUCUUGGUUUCUGGCAAAUGACAUGCAGUUCUACUGGAUUGCACCUCUGGCUCUCAUUCCACUGGCUUGUGGCUGGCCGUUCAUCGGCAUCCUGGUGAUCUUCCUCCUCCUCGCCACGCAUAUCAUAUCUUAUGCGUACUUAGAAUACUUCGUCAAUGGCUCGGGACUCGUCAAUUCUGCCCAGUUCGAGACGGAGAUCUACUUCAUGCCUUAUUGUAGAGUGGGCGUGUUCGCCAUCGGAAUGGCCCUGGGAUACCUGUUAUUUAAAACAAAGUGUAAACUGAAUAUAACUAAGGUGUGGCUGACAUUAGGCUGGACAUUGGCCGUGGGUGUGGCCCUAGUAUGUACCUACAUCACUUACGACGAGUGGACAGACGGACAGAUUACCUGGGGUCGUUCAUCUCUCCUGACCCAUGAGGUGUUGUACAGACCUGCCUGGGCCCUGUGUGUCUCCUGGGUGAUACUUGUCUGCGGCAGUGGAUGUGGCGGUAUCGUCAACUCCAUACUGUCGUGGGAGGCCUGGAUCCCUCUGGGGAGACUGACGUACGGGGCGUAUCUCCUUCACGUGAUGGUUCUGACUACCAGGCAUGCCAAUCGACGCACAGCUUACUACUACAACGCAGAAUAUCUUAGCUACGAGUUCCUGGGCACGUGGGGCAUCACCUAUGGUAUGGCCUUUAUAUUUGCCGUGCUUGUGGAAGCGCCAUGUCUUGGGAUUGAAAAAGCUCUUUUAAGAAGAUGAUUUUACAGAUAAUUCAUAUCAAGUGCUCUGUGAUAAGAACAACCAUGCUGAUCCACAUAUCACUUUCACGAGUCUCCAGUUGAAUGAAACAAAGUUCUCCAGUGACAUACAAACUACUUUCUGUUCAACCAUGCCAAUUAUAUUAGGACGAGACAUUAUCUCAAAGGGCAGUAACUCACACCAACGAAACCUCUAGUUGAAUCAAACAACGUUCUCCAGUGACAUACAAACCACUUUCAGUUCAACCAUGACAAUUAUAUUAGGACGAGACAUUGUCUCAAAGGGCAGUAACUCACACCAACGAAACCUCUAGUUGAAUCAAACAAAGUUCUCCAAUGACAUACAAACGACUUUCAUUUCUAUCAUGUCAAUUAUAUUAGGACGAGACAUUAUCUCAAAGGGCAGUAACUCACACCAACGAAACCUCUAGUUGAAUCAAACAACGUUCUCCAGUGACAUACAAACGACUUUCAGUUCAACCAUGCCAAUUAUAUUAGGACGAGACAUUAUCUCAAAGGGCGGUAACUCUCACCAACGAAAA
Messenger RNA from Haliotis rubra (blacklip abalone), 2993 nucleotides. Its product is annotated as nose resistant to fluoxetine protein 6-like. Lineage: Eukaryota; Metazoa; Mollusca; Gastropoda; Lepetellida; Haliotidae. The record is from RefSeq and is a predicted model, not a curated record. Gene Ontology annotation, molecular function: acyltransferase activity, transferring groups other than amino-acyl groups. The transcript is spliced from 16 exons. The coding region runs from base 104 to 2452 and encodes 782 amino acids.